AUGAAAAACCAAAUUUUGACUGAAUUCAUCCUACUGGGUCUAACAGAUAUCCCAGAGCUUCAGAUUAUACUCUUCAUAUUUCUCCUCCUUGCCUACAUCUGCAGCAUAUUAGGAAACCCAAUAAUCAUCAUUCUCACAUUACUGCAUUCCCAUCUCCAGACCCCCAUGUAUUUCUUACUCCAGAAUUUCUCUUUCUUAGAAAUUUUGUUUACAUCCACUUUUACUCCCAGGCUGCUAUUCAGCAUCUCAGCUGAAAAGAAGACAAUCAGUUACAGUGAGUGCUUCACUCAGUAUUUCUUUUCCAGCUUCUUAUGGGUCACAGAGUUUUACCUUUUGAUCACCAUGGCCUAUGACCGCUUUGUAGCAAUCUGCAAACCCCUACAUUACACAACCAUCAUGAGCAACAGGGUCUGCAUCCAGCUGGUUUCCUGUUCCUGGCUGGGUGGGUUCCUAAUCAUCUUAUUCCCAAUCACCCUGACCAGUAAGCUGGAUUUCUGUGCCUCCAAUGUGCUGAAUCAUUAUUUUUCUGACACUGGACCUUUAAUAGAAGUAUCUUGCUCAGACACAAGACUCCUGGAGCUUGUUGACUUUUUCUUAGCAGUUAUGACCUUAGCAGUGACCCUGGUGCUGGUAAUUUUCUCCUACACAAACAACAUCAGGACCAUUCUGAAGAUUCCCUCUGCCCAGCAAAGGAAAAAGGCCUUUUCCACUUGUUCUUCACACAUGAUUGUCAUCUCCCUCUCUUAUGGCAGCUGCAUCUUCAUGUACGUAAAACCUUCAGCCAAAGAAAGAGUUGCCUUCAAUAAGGGAGUAGCUUUGCUCCAAACCUCUGUUGCACCUUUUUUGAACCCCUUCAUUUAUACCCUAAGGAAUAAGCAAGUGAAACAAGCCUUCAAGGAUGUGGCCAGAAAGGUUGUGAAUCUUUAA
Choloepus didactylus (southern two-toed sloth) is the source of this 927-nucleotide messenger RNA. RefSeq names its product olfactory receptor 2AP1-like. The coding region runs from base 1 to 927 and encodes 308 amino acids. Gene Ontology annotation, molecular function: olfactory receptor activity; G protein-coupled receptor activity. Gene Ontology annotation, biological process: G protein-coupled receptor signaling pathway. The transcript has a single exon. The record is from RefSeq and is a predicted model, not a curated record. NCBI's taxonomy places the organism in Eukaryota, Metazoa, Chordata, Mammalia, Pilosa, Megalonychidae. Gene Ontology annotation, cellular component: membrane.